AUGGAGUUGAAUUCUACUUUCAAUGACGAAACGGAGGGAUCAGGAUUUUCCGAGAUGCCGUCGGCAGUGCCGUCUCCCACCUCGAUCCUCACCCCGGUGCAACGAGGGAUUUUGUCCGGCAUCAUGAUCUUCAUCAGCAUCAGUGGCUGCGUUGGGAACAUCGUGGUCAUCUGCGCCGUGGCACUCUCCAAGAAACUCCGCUGCAUUACUAACGUCUUCGUUGUGAACCUGGCCGUUGCCGACUUGAUGACCUGUCUGAAUAUUCCAUGGAUGGUGGUGGCUAUCCUAAGCGUGGAUGGCUGGCCCUUACCGGACUGGAUAUGCAGCUCGUGUGGGUUCACCUUGAUUGUUUGUAUCGGUAGUAGCAUCUACACCCUAGCCUGCAUCGCAACCAUCCGCUAUGUGGUUAUAACAGGCACCCCAGGACGAUGCCAGACUAUAUACACAACACCCAAGCUAUGCACUAUCAUCACCUUGAUCUGGACAGUGCCCUUGCUGCUUGCCUUUGUGCCCAUCGUCUUCGAUCUUGGCAAACUUGGAUAUGACUUUAAGUAUAGCUCCUGCACAUGGGAUACUGGCCACCAUAACUCGGAAAAUCUCAGUAAGAUAUUAGCUGCCACUUAUUACCCGCUGCCUUUCAUCGUCAUCACCUACAGCUACCUGAAGAUACUCUUCCACGUACGCCGGCACUCCCGGACCGUUGGAGUGUUGUUGACCGUCAGCUCGACCGUUCGCCCCGUUGGUGCCAUCACCGCCUCAGCGGCCGCAGGAAGCCUACCCGGUAACCCUCCGAGCGCACGGCAAAUUAGCUCACAGUCUCACAACCCGAGGGAAAACAAUCCACCACUAGAACACAAUAACGUCCGGGCAAAAAUAAACAGGAGACAAGUUGAAGUGACUAAGAACAUGUUCUACAUUGUGUGUGUAUUUUUGUUGUGCAUUUCUCCCUUUGGGUUUAGUCUGUUUUACGAGAAGAGUGACCCUGUUAUACCAUACGCCGGCAUGUUGAUAUUCUGUAACAGUUGCAUCAACCCGUUUGUCUACGCCACUAAACACCCUGUUUUCAAGAAAGUUAUCUGGUUGAUUCUGAAGUGUAAAUUCUCUAAAAUAUCCUAACACAUUGCAGCAUGGUGUUUUAUUUCUUAAAACUAUUUUUUUUUUCAUUUGCUCGGGGCUGAUUUUUUGAAGAUGUAUGAUAAAGUUCAGUGUGUAUAUCAAACAACUGUAAUCUGCCAUAAAUAAGAAAAUGUCAGGUUUACUGCAUCGAGCUGAUCAUAGUAUGUGGCCUUAACCCAUGUUCAUAUAGUCAGGUACUAAAUGAAGUGUAAAACCAUGAAAAAUAUAGGCCAGGA
Messenger RNA from Asterias rubens (European starfish), 1352 nucleotides. Its product is annotated as melatonin receptor type 1B-A-like. The coding region runs from base 1 to 1116 and encodes 371 amino acids. The record is from RefSeq and is a predicted model, not a curated record. NCBI's taxonomy places the organism in Eukaryota, Metazoa, Echinodermata, Asteroidea, Forcipulatida, Asteriidae. Gene Ontology annotation, cellular component: membrane. Gene Ontology annotation, biological process: G protein-coupled receptor signaling pathway. Gene Ontology annotation, molecular function: G protein-coupled receptor activity. The transcript has a single exon.